AUGCCUUCAUCCCGAAGUAGGCUUUCCGCCGGUGGACUUUUGCUAUGGACGGCUUUUUGCCUGAUUCAUUUCCCAUGCACGUCAUUGGCAAAACAACAACAAAGCAAAUCCAUUGUGUCGUAUCCCCUCGUUCCACACCAUCAGGAACGAGCUCGACGCAGUCUUCAAGGCAGACCCAUGCCACGUCGCGCUUUAAAAAAGGAGAAACAGCUUCGACGCCGAACGGUUGAACAACAAGUUGGAGCCUUAUAUCUAGGAUAUGGAACGCACUAUGUCGACUUGUGGGUCGGUAGUCCUCCUCAACGUCAAACUGUCAUUGUGGAUACGGGAAGUGGAACUACCGCUUUUGCUUGUAGUGAAUGCAAAGAGUGUGGUGCCGGAGACUAUCACAUUGAUCAAGUCUUUGAUGAGAGUUUGUCAACCACCUAUACCAGUACCACUUGUACCAAGAAUAAGGAAUGCGUCAGCCAUCAUUCGAGUUGCAAAAGCGGAAGCUGCCGCAUCACUCAAGCUUAUUCAGAGGGUUGUCGGUGGGAUGCUAACGAGGCGAUUGAUUCCUGUUACCUUGGUGGGCCACACGAACAACCAUUGAUCAAGGAUCGUGGUGCCGAUCCAUUGAAUCCAAAGCAUGCCAGUCACUUUGCGUUCAAUUUGACCUUUGGUUGCCAAUUCGAAGUGACGGGACUAUUUAAAACACAGCUGGCUGACGGCAUUCUGGGCAUGAAUAAUGGUAAGAUGCCAUACUGGAAGCAAAUGACUGGUGCUGGAAAACUAGGAGAAGAAAUGUUUUCUCUGUGUUUCUCCCGUCAACCCACUUCCGAGCGAGAGGGUACUGAGGCAGGAGCUUUGACAUUCGGUGGCUAUGACACCAAGCUUCACGAUACAGACAUGGUGUUUUCCAGUGGUGCCACUGAUGGGAGGGAACGACAGUGGUCCACGACUAUUCGAAAAAUUUACUUGCGAGAUGGAAGUGCUGGAGAGAGUGUCAAGCCAACCAACAAGAAGGCCAAAACAGUUGAAGUCAAGUUUGAUAAUCAACUGCAAGGAAUUGUUGAUUCUGGAACAACUGAUUCAUAUCUACCUUCUAUCAUUGCGGAAGCUUUCAAAGGCGCUUACGAACAGCUGACUGGAAAAGAAUAUGGAGGGGACAAACCCGAGGUUCUGAGCGCGGCAGAUUUGGAGAAAAUGCCCACUGUCAUUCUACAGUUGGUCGCUUCUUCUGAUGAAAAUGGUGACAAAGACUACAAGACACCAGGAUUGGCCGGGGCCAUGGACGAUAGUAAUCCAUACGAUGUUCUGCUAGCAAUUCCACCUUCCCACUACAUGGAGUACGAUGAUGAAGAUGAGACUUAUACGCCGCGGAUAUUCCUGGACAAGUCGGGUGAAACCUUUACACUUGGUGCCAACGCCAUGAUGGGACACGAUGUUUUAUUUGAUGCAGAAAAUGACCGCAUUGGAUGGGCAGAAAGUUCGUGCAACUACACCGGACUCGUUGUAGAGAGUGGGUUCAAAUUCAAUAUCACUGGCGAAAUGAAAGAACCAGCCGGUGAAGACGAAGAUGAAGACGAGGACGCUGAUGCUGAUGCUGAUGCUGAUUUGGACAUUACUGUCAAUGCCACGAAUGUCGACGCAGAUUCUGAUGCCGAUGAAGAUGCUGACGAUGCAGAGUCCGACUCUGAUGUGGAUCUGAAUGCUGAUGCAGAUGCAGAUGGAAAUGAUGAUGCAGAUGCAGAUGCAGACGCAGACGCAGAUGGUCAUUACGAUUCAGAUGUUGGUGGAAAUGAUGAUGCAGAUGAAGAUGCCGAUGUUGAUGCUGACAUAGAUGCGAACGAAGAUGCAGAUGUUGACGUUGAUGUGGAUUCUAACUCCAAUACAACAAGUGGUGUAGAUUCGAAUAGCGGUAAUGCCACCGACGUUGAUAUCGAUGUCAAUAGUACAGAAGUGGACGUGGGUGGCACCAAUGCUACCGAUGGUGGCAUCGAUGUCAAUGCUACAGAGAUUGACGUUGAUCUUAAUGCUACUGAUGCAGGGGACGUGGACCACACCAAUGUCACUGAAAUUGGGAUGGAUGUCAAUGGCACUGAUGCUGAUUCAGACGGCGCAAAUUCAACUUCGGUUGAUGUUGGUGACACCAAUUCUACUGAAAUUGACUUGGAUGGCAGCAACGCGACUGAGGUUCAUAAUGUUGGAGACAAUACUACACAUAGCGGUGGAGAUAAUGCGACAACGGUGGAUGAAGGCGGCAAUGUCACUGAUGCUGAUGAGGAUGCCGAUGGUGCCGAAGAUGAUGGUCAAGAUGACGAGCAUGGAGAUGGCUCAAACUCAAACACCACAAACCCGGGAGAAGCGAACGAAGAUCCUGAUUCAGACUUGGAACAAGAAUAUGAUGUUAUGAAGAAACAAAACGCCACAAAACCUCCAAACUUGAACAUAGAUCCUGAUGCAGACUUGGAACAAGAAUAUGAGAUUUUGAAGGAAGCAGAAGAUGCCGAUGUUGAAGAUGAAAAUGCUUUUGAAGAGGUAGAUUGCCACGAGGAAAUUAUUGAUCGAACGUCCAAUAUUACUAUGGACAGAGUGAAGAAUGAAACUGUUGUAGCAUACUGCAAGGUCAAGAACAGUGCCAACAAAUUCAAGGACCUAUGCGACUCUCCCGAAUGUCAAAUCCCUGUUCUGGUCGGUCUCGGCAUCGCUCUCUGCGCUGGAAUGUGCCUCUGCUCUGUGUUGAGGUGCUUCUUAUACUACCUAUUCUGCUGCUGCUGUUGCAAGAAGAAAGAUAACGGACCAAAGUAUCAGGGACUUAACACUGAUGAAGUUAGCGACGAUGAGGGAGGUUUCCAAGACGAGCCUGAAGAACCAAGAGGGAAGAAGAAAUACCGGGACAACGUCCGCAGCAAGAAGAAAAAUGGAACAGCACUCUCCAAGAACAAUGGAGCCGAAUUUAUCUAG
Cylindrotheca closterium is the source of this 2946-nucleotide messenger RNA. NCBI's taxonomy places the organism in Eukaryota, Bacillariophyta, Bacillariophyceae, Bacillariales, Bacillariaceae. The record is from the annotation of a GenBank genome assembly.